This is a messenger RNA of Penicillium griseofulvum, 1656 nucleotides long. RefSeq lists its product as uncharacterized. Gene Ontology annotation, molecular function: protein binding; ATPase inhibitor activity. NCBI's taxonomy places the organism in Eukaryota, Fungi, Ascomycota, Eurotiomycetes, Eurotiales, Aspergillaceae. The coding region runs from base 1 to 1656 and encodes 551 amino acids. Gene Ontology annotation, biological process: negative regulation of ATP-dependent activity. The transcript has 4 exons. The record is from RefSeq and is a predicted model, not a curated record. Gene Ontology annotation, cellular component: mitochondrion.
AUGCUCCGCCAAUUCGUCCGUCCCGCCGCCACUGCCAACCGGGCAGUCUUCACCCGCUCCUUCUCCGUAGCUGUUCCUCGCAUGGGCGAAGGUGACACCGGUGCUCCCCGCUCUAGUGGUGGUGCCUCUUCCGGUGAUGCCUUCACCAAGCGUGAGGCUGCCCAAGAGAGCCUUUAUAUUCGUGAGAAGGAGCUUGAGAAGCUUGCUCAACUCAAGAAGAAGAUCAACGAGCAGCGCAAGCACUUGGAUGAGCUGGAGACCCACAUAGACACAUACCCCACCAUGACUCUCUUCGUCCUACCAAAUGAGCUUCUGCUAGCCAUAGCAGAGGCCCAAGACUCCCAAAAUGACAUGAAUGCAUUUGCAAGAACCAGUCGCCGCUGCUAUAUCCUCCUGAACUCCUUCCUCUAUGCCUACAACGUCCGAAAGCAUCAAGCUAGCGCACUCCAUUGGGCAGCAACCAAAGGACAAUUAAGAACAGCCCAAGAAUCAAUCCGACAAGGAGCGGAGAUCGAAUCGAAGAAUAUUCAAACCGGAAGAUCGCCAUUGAUACAGUCCACUCACUGUGGCCAUGCAGACAUUGUUGCGUUGCUGUUGGCACAUGGAGCCAACCCGCAUGCCAAAGGCGGCUGGGGACUCCCCCUAGACGCAAUCACAUUGGCUGUGGCCCACAAUAAAGCAGCCGUCGCUAAAAUUUUGCUUGAUAACGGCGUUGAUGUGAACUCGACGGGCUCCAGGGCCAGCCUAUUGCAUCUCGCGGCUGAGAAACGCCCCACAAGCCGCGAGGCAGUAGCUAGAGUUCUUAUCGAGAAAGGUGCCAAAAUGGAAUCUAUGAAUUCCUUGAAACAGACUCCGUUGCAGGUAGCGUGUCAGUCUGGCUCCGUGGAAGUGGCCCGGUGUCUAAUAGAAAGCGGUGCUGAAUUCAAUAUACGGGAUCGAAGUGGAAUGUCGCUCCUGCAUCUGGCAUCCUCUAAUGGAGUCGAGACCGCCAAGUUGCUGGUGGAGAAAGGAGCCGAUAUUGAGGCAAAAGACGAGAAAGGCGAGACACCGCUGCAUGUGGCAUGUUGGAGCGGCCAGGUAGAAACAGCGGCGUUCUUGCUGGAUAAAGGUGCAAAAAUAGAGGCACAAUCGACAAAAGGGAACACGCCAUUGUUGCGGGGGGUACUCUGGGAGAACACCGUAUGCAAGAACCUGAAUCCACCCUCCGUGGCCGCUCUCUUGCUGGAACGAGGUGCGGAUCCAGGACGGGGAAAUGAUUGUAAUAUCACACCAUUGCAUUGUGCGACGUCGAAAGAAAAUGCAGGGCUUUGCAAGAUAUUGUUACAAUAUGGUGCCGACCCAGAGUCAAAAACUACCAAUGGCGUGACACCGCUACACAGAUUAGCGCUGAAUGGCUCUUUUGAUUCCGCAAGGCAUUUGUUGCAGAAAGGCGCUGAUGUACAACCAAGGGACAGCCAAGGCAAUACGCCAUUGCACGUGGCAGCGAAGAGAAAUGAUGUGAAAUUCAUUGAGUUGCUACUAGAGGCAGGCGCUGACCGGCUGAUCAAGAACCGCAAGGGUCAGUUGCCUAUACAUCUAUCAUCAGAAGGAGCAGAGAAAUCAAGGAAAAGGCAGAAAGAAGUGAUGGAUCUUCUGGAGACUCGGUCCGAACAUUAA